AUGACGUCCUACUAUACUCAAAACAACCCCCAACAGCUCUACAAUGGACUUCCGGAUCCUCGCUACGACCUAGACCCUGGGGCUAUCUCGGACCCAGAGUCGGCACCAAACUCCGUCCCACUGCCUAACGAUGAUUUCGAGCCUUUUCUCACCGACUAUGCAGACUACGAUGCGGCCCUCGAGCAGUCGCUCAGUAUUCAGGAGCUAGCUAUCGGCCAUGGCUUGCCCGCAGCCACCCCGCAGGACGAGACAGCUGCCCAUCAAAUUGCAAAGUUUGCCGAAAAUCCUGAGUACCAGCUGAACACCCCUCCUGUAUUCUUGUCGUCGUCGCCCGCCAAGUCUGUUUACGGUGGUGACAUGACCCCACGAGGCCAUCGAAUUCCUACUGGCUAUGAUCUCCCACCGUCUUCACCUCCAAGCCAACAAAACUCGCCGCUAGUAAUGCGACGAGUACAGCAGACGGGUCUGAAUAUGGCUCUGGGUAUCUCCAACAUCACGCUCUCACCUCCUCCACGCAUGGCGUCUUUCAUGCCUCAGACCCCGCCGGACGGGGCUCUGUUGCGGGCACCUCUUUACCCUCAGUCGUCACCGAUUCGUCCCUCAGCUCUAUACAAGGUUCCUGAGGAUUACGAUGAUCAGUUACCGUGCUCUUCUCCCCCUCCACCACCCUCACACUUGUUUGCGGAUCAAUCUCCGGUGCUGCUGGGCAGCUCACCCUCGAAACAUGUAGAAUGGCAACCGAUUCUUACUGUCCCGCAAAACAAAAAGUGUGAGGAAAUAAUCCGCUCUCAAAUCAAGAGCUCUCUCAAGAAGACACGCCGAAAAUCCUGCCUGCCCCCCGGUGCCGUCGAUGAGUAUAUUGGGCCUGGAGACGAAAAUGACGUCUUCCAGUGCUUGUACCCUCAUUGCGGACGCCUUUUCCGGCGCCGUUACAAUCUCAGAUCACACAUCCAAACCCAUCUGUGCGACCGCCCGUACGCGUGUGACGUGUGCGAUGCAACGUUUGUUAGACCACACGAUUUGCGUCGCCACCAGCGCUGCCACAGUACAACCAGGCCUUUUGUAUGCGCCUGUAGCAAAGGAUUCACUAGAAUGGACGCACUUCAACGCCAUCGCCAACGAAAUAUCUGCGAGGGAGGUGUCGCCAAAGAAGGGAUAGACUACCUAAGUAACAGCCCUAGUCUGGAGUCCAGUGAUCCGGAGAAUUCGAACUAG
Wickerhamiella sorbophila is the source of this 1215-nucleotide messenger RNA. Its product is annotated as Cell wall transcription factor ACE2. Gene Ontology annotation, cellular component: nucleus. Gene Ontology annotation, biological process: regulation of transcription by RNA polymerase II. The record is from RefSeq and is a predicted model, not a curated record. Lineage: Eukaryota; Fungi; Ascomycota; Dipodascomycetes; Dipodascales; Trichomonascaceae. The transcript has a single exon. Gene Ontology annotation, molecular function: DNA-binding transcription factor activity, RNA polymerase II-specific; RNA polymerase II cis-regulatory region sequence-specific DNA binding. Bases 1 to 1215 code for a protein of 404 amino acids.